GGUGAAUUAAAGAAUCCACCUGUUAUCAUGUGGACAAAACAAUAAAAACAACGAAAAAAAAAACACAAAACACAUUCAGCAACUUUGCUCAAAAAACGCAAAAGCCUGCAAUGUAAGAACGUCAAAAAUUAAAUUAGGAUCAUGCAGAACUGCCACAAUAUAAUACAGAAAGUUUCUACGGUUUUCUACGCAUCCUACGUUUUCCACGUUUUCGAUGUACGUUUUGAACAACGAAUUUUAACCUAUUUUUAUAUUUUUGUGGCAGCCCUGAAUCAUACUGCUGUGUUGACACAAGACAUAAGUCAAAGCAAUAGUAAGGUUAUGUUAAUUUUUUGUUUAUAAACAGAAUUUGUCCACAAUUCCACAAAAUAAAUUAUAUCCAAAAAUCCUAAAUUGGAAAGGUAGAUAUUAAUAAUUUAUCAAGAGAUAUGAAGAAGGAGGUCAUAGAAGGUGAAACCGAUUCCCCUGCUGAGUUGGAAUCCCAGUUUGUAUUACGUUUACCACCAGAACCAGCAAAAAUCUUGAGGGAGACACUCAGAAGCCACAGUAAUUUGAAAGACAGGUUUUCUAUAAAAAUCGAAAACGAUAUGCGUCAUGGUGAGGUCAGAGUAGAUCACUGGUUGUUGACUGGAAAGGUGGUUGAUCUACCAACUAUUGUAGAGUCCCUUAAGACUAUAGAUGGUAAAGGCUUUUACAAAACUGCAGAUAUUUGCCAGAUGCUAUAUUGUAAAGAAGAGGAUGAUCAAGCUACAACUGAUGAAGAUUCUCCUCAAAAAAAGAAGAAAGACACAAACAAAGUUGACAAGAAAUAUCUUUGGCCCCAUGGAGUUACACCACCUACAAAAAAUGUUAGGAAGAGAAGAUUUAGAAAAACUUUGAGGAAAAAGUAUGUAGAGGCUCCUGAAAUAGAAAAGGAAGUAAAAAGAUUGUUGAGGAUUGACAAUGAUGCAGUGAGUGUGAAAUGGGAAGUUAUCAAUGAAGAAGAUGAGAACAAGGUCAACAAAGGUACUGUUAUCAAGAAAGAACCCCCAGAGCCUCCAAAGAAUGUAGGAGAACAUGACAUAUUUGGAGAGGCAGUUAGUGAUUCUGAAGAAGAAGAUGCACAUCUCAAUGUCCUGGAUGUCUUAGAUGAAAACAGUCAAAAUUCUGCAGAUGACAGUCACUUAACAGACUCAAAUUCUGUGCUGAAUAACUCCGCAGAUGCUAAACUCCUGACAGAAUUCACAAGUGAUAUGUUCAGGGAUAUGCAAAAUUCUCCAAAUAUGAUGCACAUGCAAGAAAUAGAUUACUAUCAACAUGCAGGUCCUAGUAUGUCCUACUCAGAGUCAAAUCUAUCUAGAGCUAAUAUUCAAGCACGAUUGGAUGAACUUGAAGCUGAAAUCAAUGAUGUAAAGCUGAAAAGACAACAGCAGGAAAUAAAAAUUGAAAACAUUGAAAACUUAGCAUUGAGGCAGAGGUUCCAGGAUAAAUUGGAGAGGCUACUACAAGAGCAAUAUGAGAAGGAGCAAGAAAGAUUUGAGUUAACAGAAUUAUUGAAACAGAACAUUGAUUGAUAUAUAGAGCAAUUUUAAUUAUUAUAAGUUUAAAAAUCUUCAAAAGUACUCUCAGAUAUACUUCUAAAUGGUAAUUUUACUAAAAUGCAAUGUGAUUCAUCUUUAUACCUUUUAAUUUUCUACUAUCAUUUUUCAAAACUGUAAUUCUUGAUUCUAACUGAUAUUCUGAGUAAGUCUAUGUUCAUUAUUAUAUUAUGAUGAAGUAACACAUUGAAGC
Acanthoscelides obtectus is the source of this 1770-nucleotide messenger RNA. NCBI's taxonomy places the organism in Eukaryota, Metazoa, Arthropoda, Insecta, Coleoptera, Chrysomelidae. The record is from the annotation of a GenBank genome assembly.